CUAGGGCCUGCACAGGUCUGGAGAGCCAGUUGGUUGCCAGUCCUGGGUCCAGAGAGGUGUCCAGGGAGGCCAGAGGCUGGCGUGAGCCUGGCUCUGGAGAUCCCUCCAUCCAGAAGAGCCAAGUGACCCUGUUUCUUCACCUGCUGCCAGGGCCAUGGGGGCUGGGGCCAGCGCGGAGGAGAAGCACUCCAGGGAGCUAGAAAAGAAGCUGAAAGAAGAUGCUGAGAAGGAUGCCCGAACCGUGAAACUGCUGCUUCUGGGUGCCGGGGAGUCUGGGAAGAGCACCAUUGUCAAGCAGAUGAAGAUUAUCCAUCAGGAUGGGUACUCGCUGGAAGAGUGCCUCGAGUUCAUUGCUAUCAUCUACGGCAACACGCUGCAGUCCAUCCUGGCCAUCGUGCGCGCCAUGACCACGCUCAACAUCCAGUACGGAGACUCUGCGCGCCAGGACGAUGCCCGGAAACUGAUGCACAUGGCGGACACCAUCGAGGAGGGCACGAUGCCCAAAGAGAUGUCGGACAUCAUCCAGCGGCUGUGGAAGGACUCGGGCAUCCAGGCCUGCUUCGAGCGCGCCUCGGAGUACCAGCUCAACGACUCGGCGGGCUACUACCUCUCGGACCUGGAGCGCCUGGUCACCCCGGGCUACGUGCCCACUGAGCAGGACGUGCUGCGCUCGCGUGUCAAGACCACCGGCAUCAUCGAGACGCAGUUCUCCUUCAAGGACCUCAACUUCCGGAUGUUCGAUGUGGGCGGGCAGCGCUCCGAGCGCAAGAAGUGGAUCCACUGCUUCGAGGGUGUGACCUGCAUCAUCUUCAUCGCGGCGCUGAGCGCCUACGACAUGGUGCUGGUGGAGGACGACGAGGUGAAUCGCAUGCACGAGAGCCUGCACCUGUUCAACAGCAUCUGCAACCACCGCUACUUCGCCACCACAUCCAUCGUGCUGUUCCUCAACAAGAAGGACGUGUUCUCCGAGAAGAUAAAAAAGGCGCAUCUGAGCAUCUGCUUCCCCGACUACGACGGGCCCAACACCUACGAUGACGCGGGCAACUACAUCAAGGUGCAGUUCCUCGAGCUCAACAUGCGACGCGACGUGAAGGAGAUCUACUCCCACAUGACGUGCGCCACUGACACGCAGAACGUCAAGUUUGUCUUUGAUGCUGUCACCGACAUCAUCAUCAAGGAGAACCUCAAAGACUGCGGCCUCUUUUGAGGUUCCUGAACCCAUGCAUGUCCAGAGACCCUGUAGCCUAGCCACCUUGAUGCCCCAUCCAACAGGACUCCUGGGCCCCAGCCUGUGGCCCCACCAGCCACAGCCCCAAAUCCCUGAGUCCCACUAGCUUUCAGUUCCUGACCCUCCCGCGUGGCUCCCAGGCCUCCCAGAGCCAGGUGCUCCCAACCUCAGCGCUGCCCUUCACGGCCUGGCGGCACUGGCCUCCAGGACCCACCACAGCCAGCCCCAGCUAGGAGCCGGCAGGACUUGGGGCAGCUAGAGCACACAGUGACUCAGCAGUGCCCGACUGACCAGUCUCCAGCAGCUCUCCCGCCCCAGGGGGCCCAUGACUCACCCUCCCUCCAAGAGUUUCAGGAACUGCAGGGGGCAGGCAGGGCUCUCUCCUCCUCGCAGGCCGGCCUACCAUCAGCCCGGCCAGACUUACCACUUCCAUGUGACAAGUCUGACACCUGUCUACCCAGUGGCCAGGACUGUCCCUCCCAGCUGCUUCAGCGGUCCAAAGUCUAAGCCAGCUCUGGCCGUUGCAGCUCCCACACAGAUGAAUUCAUGAGUGGGUCAGCCUGGGAGCCCCUGGAUGCCAGGGAGAGACUCAAGCUGGACCCUUCCCCACAUACCAGUCUCAGAGUAAACCCCUAGCCUAGCCCCUUCCCCCACAGGCUCUGCCCCCUCUGUCCUUGGACACCAGAUCCAUGUCCUACCUCACCCACCCACCCACAGUACUCCUGGCCAGUCAUGGGGAUGGUCUGUUGAGGGAGGGUACUGUUGACACCAGCUGUGGCCAAUGGUCGAACUGUCCUGAGGGGUGGCUGAGGGCAGAGUCCAGCUCCCAUCGAUCAGCCCUAGGCAUAGAAGUUGGAACUGGAUGGAUACCCCAAGGGGUCUACCUCAGGUGGGGUCACAAGCGAACCCAGGUGACCGUUGUCCCUGCCAGCAGCUUCUAUUCAGGGCCCACUCCCUGGAAGGAAUAACAGAGGGCCAUGCCUGAACCAUCAGGGACAAAGACCCAUGUCCCUUCAUCGCCAUUUCCUACUUCUCAAUCACCCAGUCCUUGCUGAUGCCAUGGGCCAGGGCUAUACUGCAGGUGUGGACAGGGGCUUCAGCUAGUCAGGCCAGGGCGCGAUUUGCACUCUGCACUCCCCUCAGCUAGAUGCACAGACUCAGCAAUAAACCUUUGCAUCAGG
Messenger RNA from Molossus molossus (Pallas's mastiff bat), 2409 nucleotides. It is a transcript of the gene GNAT1, whose product is annotated as G protein subunit alpha transducin 1. Lineage: Eukaryota; Metazoa; Chordata; Mammalia; Chiroptera; Molossidae. The record is from RefSeq and is a predicted model, not a curated record. Gene Ontology annotation, biological process: adenylate cyclase-modulating G protein-coupled receptor signaling pathway. The coding region runs from base 155 to 1207 and encodes 350 amino acids. The transcript is spliced from 9 exons. Gene Ontology annotation, molecular function: GTP binding; G protein-coupled receptor binding; G-protein beta/gamma-subunit complex binding. Gene Ontology annotation, cellular component: heterotrimeric G-protein complex.